AUGGCCGCCAUCUCUAUGCCCAUCGCCGCUCGCGCCGAGUACGCUCUCCACCAGCUGGCCAAGCGUGACAAGAACUGGGCUCAGCGUGAGCCCGGUGUCAUCGUCGUCUUUGUCAUUGUUUUCCUCGUCGCCGUCCUGGUCAUUGCCAUGUUCAUCAACAAGAAGAGGCAAGCCGCCAAAGGCGUCGCAUAA
Alternaria postmessia is the source of this 192-nucleotide messenger RNA. RefSeq lists its product as uncharacterized. Lineage: Eukaryota; Fungi; Ascomycota; Dothideomycetes; Pleosporales; Pleosporaceae. The record is from RefSeq and is a predicted model, not a curated record. The transcript is spliced from 2 exons. The coding region runs from base 1 to 192 and encodes 63 amino acids.